CACAUCGCGUCCAACCGGUGCCGUUGCAGCUACAUCAUGUAGUUGCUAGAUGUUAGCCUUAUCUGUAGUCAGUUAACGGUAAGAAACUAGUUGUGUUGCGACACAGGCUCAAAUUCCAUCUGGAGUUAAUAUUAACGGUCGUAUUAUGAUAACGUAGAAUCCAGUGAAUACUGUGAGCUAAUUAUUUUUGAUUGACGUCAAAAGACAAAAAACACAAUACUCAGCAUACAUGAUCACGGGGCUGGGGGGCGGGUCUAGAUCUGGGCCAUCUUCGUGGUCAUGAGGAAGACCCGCCUUGCUAAUGCUGGCUAGUCAGCUAGCUAGUAAGACAGCCUGCUAGCGGUGGCACUGCUUCUGUCACGGUUUGGUAGCAUUCCAACCGGUAUGCCAGACGAACCUGUCUGGUGGUGUUAACAGCAACGGUUGUGGUCCUAUGAUAAUGGAAUUUCGAUAUCGAGAGGGGAUAUCAGACUGGAACAAAUCGAGUGGGUGCGACCCGUCAGCUGUUGACUAUACAGCGGAGUUUGGCCGCAGGAGCAAGCGCUGCCACUUUCUAUCUGCUUUCAAGUGAUUCCUUAUGUUUAAUAGAAACCGGUCUCCUUGCCCCACAGGAUGGAUGGUGUGGAUUUAAAAAGCCUUAAGUGUCAUCAUCAAGGCUCUCGCUUUUAUAAGGGUGUUCUAUUUUUUUCUAUUUAUAAAAGAACACCGCCGCUCCAAAGCCUUGUAUCUCUUUCUUGCAUACAGAGCACUGCUCUUUAAGCAAUAAGAAGACAAGACGAGAGGAGUUGCGGCACGUUGUUGCUGCUCUUUUUUUUGUUGUAUAAUUUCUGGAAUUGAUAGUGCUUCAUUGAUUUCUGAAUGGAGAUAGUGGAACUGUCUUGUUAAUUCCGCAGCCAAGUGUACGUGCUCACGCUUGCUGUGGGAUGUCGGAGAAGUCAGGUAACAACAUGGUGAAGUUCUUGGCUCCCCCCCAGAAGAUGGGAACUGGGUCUGGGUCUGAUUCCAUGGUGGCCGAUCGGCUGACAACAGAAGUGAGGAGGCGCCACCAUACUAUGGAGCGGGAGCGGUGUAACCAAGAGCACCGGUUCCUACGCCGCAGUGUCAUCAGUGACUCCAAUGCUACAGCUUUGGACCUUCCUCUGCCCACCAAGGUCCCACAGUGGCACCUGGCCUCCUCUGCGCACGCCCUCCAAGUAGAUGUAGUGCUGGCCGUGAGCGAGGACUCUGCUAAGCACGAGGGACGAGGUGAAAAGGCGAAAGUGAAUGAGUUGGCGGCAGAGAAGACGGUUGCUUUGGUACAAGACCUCUGUGAUGGAGGAGUACUGGUAACGGCUCACUGCAUACCCACCAUCAACACAGAACCUCCAAGUAGAUGUGAGGUGGAGGACAGGCCUGAGCUGAAGUCGGCGCGGGAGGAAGAGGAGCCCGGCGCCGAGGAGGAAGUUAAAGAAUCAGCCAAGGCGAGAGCUGAGGCAGUGCUGAGGGAAGCCGAGUACAAGAAAGUACAAGAUGACAUAGAGGAGGCCGAGACGAAAGCAGUGGGCACAUCACCAGAUGGCCGUUUUCUAAAGUUUGAUAUUGAGAUCGGGCGCGGCUCCUUUAAGACUGUAUACAAGGGUUUGGACACUGAGACGACAGUGGAGGUGGCAUGGUGUGAGCUCCAGGAUCGCAAGCUGUCCAAGUCAGAGCGGCAGCGCUUCAAGGAAGAGGCUGGAAUGUUGAAGGGCCUGCAGCAUCCCAACAUUGUCCGCUUCUAUGACUCCUGGGAGGGGCCCUCCAAAGGCAGGAAGUGCAUUGCACUGGUGACGGAGCUCAUGACUUCUGGCACACUCAAAACAUAUCUGAAACGGUUCAAGGUGAUGAAGAUCAAGGUGCUGCGGAGCUGGUGCAGGCAGAUCCUGAAGGGCCUCCACUUCCUGCACACUCGGACCCCUCCCAUCAUCCACAGGGACCUUAAGUGUGACAACAUCUUCAUCACGGGCCCCACGGGAUCUGUGAAGAUCGGAGACCUGGGCCUUGCCACGCUUAAGAGGGCCUCAUUUGCCAAGAGUGUCAUAGGUACCCCUGAGUUCAUGGCGCCUGAGAUGUAUGAGGAGAAGUACGACGAGUCAGUGGAUGUGUAUGCCUUUGGAAUGUGCAUGCUGGAGAUGGCCACCUCCGAGUACCCGUACUCAGAGUGCCAGAACGCUGCACAGAUCUACCGGAGAGUCACCAGCGGGGUGAAGCCAGCCAGCUUCGACAAGGUGGCGAUCCCGGAGGUGAAGGAGAUCAUCGAGGGAUGCAUUCGGCAGAACAAGGACGAGAGGUAUUCGAUAAAGGACCUUCUGAACCACGCCUUCUUCCAAGAGGAGACAGGGGUGAGGGUGGAGCUGGCGGAGGAGGACGACGGGGAGAUGGAGGCCAUCAAGCUCUGGCUGAGGAUUGAGGACGUGAAGAAGCUCAAGGGGAAGUACAAGGACAACGAGGCCAUCGAGUUCUCCUUCGACCUCAGCAAGGACGUGCCCGAGGACGUGGCCCAGGAAAUGGUGGAGUCGGGCUACGUGUGUGAAGGAGACCAUAAGACCAUGGCCAAGGCCAUCAAGGACAGAGUGGCUCUGAUCAGUCGCAAGAGAGAGCAGAGGCUGCAGGUGCGACAGGAGCAGGAAAAGAGGAGGCUCUCAGAGGAGCAGCAGCUGCAGGGUUCGAUACAACAACAGCAGCAGCAGCAGCAGCAGCAACAGCAGCAGCAACAACAGCAGCAGCAACAGCAGCAGCAGCAACAGCAGCAGCAACAGCAGCAGCAACAGCAGCAGCAACAGCAGCAGCAACAGCAGCAGCAGCAGCAGCAUCUAAGCCAGCCCGUGGACACCCCCCAGCCUUCCACCCAGUCCAUCCCACAGCCAGCCUCGUACAUCCCGCCCCCACAGCCCGGUCAGCAACCCCUCCAGCAGAACACCAACUACGCCAAUCCUCAACCGGCCCAACUGCCUGGGCCUGUACAGGUGGCCCGGUAUGUCCCCCAGUCUACAGGACAGGGCCAGGUGGCCCCGUAUGUCCCCCAGUCUACAGGACAGGGCCAGGUGGCCCCGUAUGUCCCCCAGUCAACAGGACAGGGCCAGGUGGCCCCGUAUGUCCCCCAGUCUACAGGACAGGGCCAGGUGGCCCCGCCGGGCCAGUCUGCGUCUGAAGAGCCGGAGGCGGAUCAGAAUCAACAGCGUCCAAUGCCCGGCGUCGGAGUCAAUCAGAUGGGAGACCGGCCUCGGGCGACCUCCGUCCAACAGGACACCCAGCCUAUGAUGUCGUACAACUCCCUCCCAAACCAGCAGCAAACCCCGCUGCUGUAUCCACAAACGGACCAAUUAAAUCAACAGGUCUUGCAGGUCCAGACCCAGGUCCAAGGUGGUCAGAUAGUCGCGGUCCUCCCUGGAUUACCUGGUGCCCUGUCAACCGUGAUGGCCACCCCACCACAGCAAGGAGGUUACUACCCACCAGCGCUCCCCCCUCAGAUGUCCGGCCAGCAGUCUGUGUCGCUUGCCCCCUCCCAACCUGUCCAGCCAGCCCAGCCUGAGGCCAGUCCUGCCCCACACAGCUCCACUCCGCCACAGGCAGGCCAACAGGCCCCUACCAGUGUUAUUUACCAAACCGCACCAGUGGAUCAGACAACGGGGCCUGCGCUGGUGCCACCCCCAGUGGAAAGCUGCCUGUCGGACGCAGCGUCCGGCCUCAGCGACGGGAACGAAGGCGGCCCUCCGUCCGGAGGCCGCCACGAGGGGCGCUCCCUCAAGCGCCACCAGCGGCGGUCGGUGCGGAGCCGCUCGCGCCACGAGAAGUUUGGCAAGGCCAAGCUCAACGUGCUCAACAUCUCCAACAUGGGAGACAGAGUGGCAGAGUGCCAGCUGGAGACUCACAAUAGGAAGAUGGUGACUUUCAAAUUCGACCUGGAUGGGGACAACCCAGAGGAGAUUGCCUCCAUCAUGGUCGAGAGUGAAUUCAUCCUUGAGAGCGAGCUGGAGUCCUUCAUCGAGCAGAUCCGGGAGGUCAUAGAGAUGGCAGACGAGAAGGGAGAGGGCAUAAAGGACUGCUUCAACCAGAUGAAUGAUCUACAGCAGCAGCCUCAGUCCACACCACUGGUUUCAGGAAUAUCCCCCAGCACGGCGUCCCAGGUGGUCCACUCCGCGGGUCGCAAGUUCAUCGUCAGCCCCGUGCCAGAGUCCCGUCUCAGAGAGCAGUUCUUUGGACCCUCGUCUGGCCUUGCCUCCUCCUUCGGAGAGAAGCGGGAUCAAGCUGCUCCUGGGAGUAUCGGCCUGUCUCUGUCUGCGCCGUCUGGCAGCCUUCAGCAGGCCUUCAGUGAGCUGAGGCUGGCCCACGGGGGGCCACACCGCCACCACCGUCCUGCUGCCGAGCCAGACCCCAGCUCAGGGUCCUCCAGCCACCACACUGAGCCCCCCUCCACCACCAACCCCGCGCCCCUGGAGGCUCCGGCCCCCAGCAGCUCCCUGCCUGCUGAGACCACUGCUUCUCCUCCCGCCUCAACUGGAAGGGCUUCUCCCAACCCGGUCCCAGUUCAAACCCGUUCCCCUACUGCAUCCGCCAUUCAUGCCCUUCCAUCUGCGUCUGCCCAGCCCUCCCAACCACCGCCCCCCUCCCAGCCCGCUCCCGCUGUCACCAUCCCUCCCCCUUCCUCCACGACUUCUCCCCCAUCUGGUUACCAGUCCACCCCGCCCCAGCCCCAGCAAGCCUCCCUCCCCCAAGGGCCCGUCUCCCAGCUGGGCAGCACAGCUGCCUCUGCACCCUCUGCGGCUGGCAGUACCCUCGGCACUGUAGAGGGGGUGUCAGAGCAGCAGCAGCCUGCUACUAUUGCUCCUGCAUCCAUUCCCCCCUCUCAGACCCUCCAGUCUGGCACGCUGCCCGGCCAGGGCCAGCCCCAACCUGCAGAGCUGGAAGGGGCCGAUGCCAAGGCCCCUGGGGUGGAUGACAUUCAAGCCCUGGAUAAGAAACUGCGCUCUCUCUUCAAAGACCCGAGCUCGGCCGCCAGCUCCUCGGUGGACGCCGCAUUCAGUACGGGCACUUCCUCUCCUCCCACCGGCACCACGUCACCUCCGCCCGGGGCUGCCCUGGUGCCCCCCUCCAACCUGCCCCUGAGCUCUGGAUCCCAGGCUGCCCUGGGCCCCACCUCCACCCCAGGACAGGGCCAGCAUGCCCACACCCCUCCCACCAAGCCCAGAGCACAGACCCUUCCUACGGGAUUCGAUCAAACUGUUACUCCUCCCUCUGAGUUUGUACCUCCGUUCCCCGGGCCGGCACAGUCCCAGCUGCCCCUGGUUAACCUGGAGGCCCAGUUGAGGAGGGCUCUGAGCCCUGAGAUGUUUCCAGAAGGAAACCCGGCUCCGGGCCCCCAGUGCGAGUACACAGUGGGACCUGGCCAGCUCAGCGACGUUCCAGAAGCUUCCAUCACGGUCUCCUCUUCCUCGGUGACUCCAUCCUCUACCUCCUGCUCCUCCUCCUCCUCUUCCUCCCUGUCCAGUCCAGAGAACACGGUGCACGGCUCCUCUCCCCUGUCCCGGGGCGUCCAGAGAGGGGACUGUACGGACCGGGGCUCCUGUCGGGCUGCAGACCCGUCCCGCCUCUCCUCCACCUCAACCACCACCACCACCGUGGGCCGCUUCCAGGUGUCCAGCACCCUUGUGCAGCCCCCCGCUGCCAGCUCCAAAGUGGGCCGCUUCUCGGUCACAGUGACCCCAGCCUCCACGGACGGCCCCCAGCCCUCAUGUGGGCCCGGCGUGCAGAACGGUCCCUCGUCAGAGACCCCCUACCCCGGGAACUCGUGUACGCACUACGUCAGCAGUGACGACGAGGACCACGAAGACCCAGAGGACGAGGGCUUCAAGAAGGAGGUCAACCGGCUCAGAGAGAAACACAUGCUUGAGAUCCAGGUGUUAAAUUCUCGCCAGAAGGAGGAGAUCGACGCCCUGUUCACCCGCUUGGGGAAGCCCCUCCCCUCGGCCUCCCUGUCCCCCGCCGUGGCCAUCGCUGGAGGCCGACGCAGGCCCAAGAGCAAAGGUCACAAGUCUGCUCGUAACAGCGGGCAGCCCAGCCCCGUGCACGCAGGAGCUCCAGCAUCCGCCCACAGUCCCCAGAAGCCCCCGUACCCUCCUGCCUCGGGGGGUUCUGAGAGGCCUGGCAAAGAGCCGCCGCACCAGCUCAAGUACUCCCCGUCCAUGCCGAGCCUAAGCCCCCAUUCCACAGGAGCGAGUGGGACCAGUUCUGACAGCGGAUCAAACCACCACCCGAAGUCAUGUCACUCCCACCACCCGUCUGCUGGACCUGGCCUCGCCCCAACGGCCCAGAAGUCCAAGGGCACUUUCACAGACGACCUGCACCAGCUGGUGGACAACUGGGCCAGAGACGCCAUCAUCCUCUCUCAGUGCAAGAGGGGCCCAAAGCCCGGGACCACGGGCCUCGACAUAAUGCUGCCGCCGGCCAACAUGGGCCGCAAGUUCUCAGCUCCGGGUCACCUCUGCCCCACGCUCCCUGCCCCCUCCUCCACGCACAUUAAUCCGGCCAUUCCCUCGGGGCCACGCAAGGGCUCCCUGGGCCCCGCGGCCCAGGGCUUCGGCUACCCCUCGGCCCCCUACAGUGGCGCUCAGUGGGCGGGCCCCACGGCCCCCUGCCAGGGCAGCAUGCUGAACCCCAGCCCAGCGCUGGCUCAGUACCAGCCCCCCGCCGCUGCGCCGCCGUCCCUGCAGCAAGGCUACACCAUGGGACCCGCAGCCGCACCACAGAAACCCGUCAACCCCGCCGGAGCCUCCAAUCUGAGGCCCACAUAGCCCUGCCUCAGCCCCAAUCUGACUGAGAUCUGGGGCAGGACAGCCAGUCCAGCGGCCGUAAGAUAAGAACCACCGUGUGGGUGUUGGUAAGCUGGUUGAGAUAUGAAUUGUUUUUUAUUUAAAUUUUAUUCUUUCUUUAGUAUUGGUGGUGGCCUGCCAGCCAGAGGGAUUUCUUUCUGGCAGUUGGAGGGGAGUGCAAUAUUCACAUACAGUACAGCAGUCUCACACACACACGCACACGCACACAAACGCACACAAACGCACAUUUCAUUGGCUGUGGAAAGAGAGGAAUCUGCAUUUUAAUUGAUUCAGACUUGGACUGGACUCUGGCAUAACCAACAGCAGCCAAAGAUGUAAAUUGAAUGGUCCUGAUUCAAGCCGAUCUAUUCAUGUCAAAACAGGCAGCAGUGGGUGGGGGGGGUAUAGGGAGUCCGGUAUACAUCAAAGCCCUAAGCUUAACUAGGGGGACUCCAGAGAGUGGGACACCUGUAACAUGUAAUGUCCCGGACUUGACUGGAAAUGUACUGGUUUGAGGGCGCUUCUGAAAGGCGGGUUUGGGCUCUCUAGGCGAACCAGCUGGAGAGGAUGAAUGUAGAAGCAAGUGGUCGGGAUGACUCAGUUGAGUAAUGGUCAGCGGAGGAAUGUCUCUGGUAUGUUUUUAAAAGGAGAAAAUGUCAGGUGGUGGAUGAAGAGAAGGCGAUGAGGGAGAGCGAUGACUUUGAUAAGUGCCACUAAAAGAGGGUGUCACUUGAGAGCACCAGGCCUUAGCCUAAGGAAAGACCUUGUACAUAAAUGUUUCUUCACUGGGUUUGAACUCCCUUGUUUAGGAUGUUUGUCUUUGUGAGAAAGUCGGGUGUCUUCUGUGCUUAGGUUUGUCACUCUGUGCGUCCAUCCAUAUGCAUUAGAUUCACACCAUUCAUGCUCAUGGUGGAGCGUCCUUUGGGUUCCUCUCCCGGGGUCUGGCUUUGAGUGACGUUAGCGGGGUAGUGAUGACUCAAGUGGCUGCAGGUGCGUUGGCGAGCAGAUCUCCAAGGAGACGGUUUCACCGGGAUACUCUUGAUCCCUGGUAUCAGAACAUGGAUGUUAAUCUCGCCAUCUCCCCCCAAAUGACAAUACUCUAGGGUUGUCACUCUUAAUCUCACACUCUGUCACGCUGGUGUCCGUUUUUUUUACAUGUAUAUUUAAUGAGACGAACAAGGUGUUCUUUAUGGACCUGUAUUCAGCCAUCAGAUUUUGAUGUUGUUUCACUGUAAUUAUUAUUAAAGGUUGUUAAACAACAUGUAGUUAAAGGAAUAUAAAAGUGCAAUUGCAGGGUUGUCAUUAUUGGUAUCCUACAUAACAUGGGAGGUACCCUGCGUUUUAUUAAGCUCUUAUCUUUGACCGGCCCUUUUCUACUAUAUUGUGUACAUAAAUAUAUAAAUAUAUAUGAUUAACGUGAGGUAAGUGGUUCCAUGUAACGCUGUCAUCAUAGAGCCGUUAUGAACUGACUACGACCUGGCCCCGCCAUGCAUACACACUCAUCCCCGAGUAACCUGCAGAACAUUAGUGCCUUGUGUCCUUCACAAUAAGUCCCACAUCCACCCAGGCCUGAGCAAGCUAUAGAGUAAUAAUGUAGCUUUCACGGUACUGCAGAAAAAAUACUCAAGGUUAUAACGCAUACUACAACAAUUCAUGUUUAUAUGGCUGAUUAAAAUGAUACCAUAUUGUUGUUAAAGGUUUUAGAGGUUUGGAGCAACUGAGGACCGUAGUCCAUAACAACAAGCACAUGUAUUUGGGAACUUUUGGGAAAUCCUCCGAUGUCUUUUCUUUUUUUGUGUUUUUGGCUAUGUAUCAGUGACAACAUUCAUAGCCAUUACAUUAUCUUCAUAGCCGUGGUGAUCAGUGAAGCCCUAUGGUAACACGGUUGAGCUUCUGUUCUCCUGCUACAUGAGUGCCAUUUAGUCUUUAUUGUGAACCUUUCCCUUCCCUAUAGAUUGGACUAUUAUUUUAACUUCUCUAGAGAAAAUACAAGUUGCUGCAAUGCAGAAUAUGCAAUGGUUAAAGUUUUAUAGGGACUGAGGAUAACGGAAAACAUUUGCAUGUUAUUGAGGGGUGUUAUUGACCUCCAUCUUUUUUGAUAAUGGAAUACAGCGAUCUCAUGUAUUGAUUUCCUCCUCUCAUUUGUACGAACACACAAAGCGCUGAACUGAUUUUCUUUUAGCGAUUGACCAGUCGCGAGCACAGCAUAUUAAAUUAUUGGUCAGUAUGAAUCUUGCAUGCUAGAUCCUUUGGGUUUCAUUCUACAGACAACCAACUCACAACUUAACCACUGUACAGCACCUUACUAAUGUGUUACACAGCUACUGUCGAUAUUACAGAAAAUACUCAAUACAUGUUCCAAAACUUGUUCAGAAGCAUCCUGUUGUGCUCUUUAUAUCGGUCCCCCUCUUUGCUAUCUUCCUGUGACUCAGUGUUCUCUGGAUUUGUGUAUGUUUUUCACAUUGUACAAAAUGUACAAAUAAAAAUGUAAAGCUCCUGACUUUUUUUUUUUGGGUUCAAAGAUUGACUUGAUGUCAAGUGUCCAAUUUGGUUUUAUCACGGGAAUCAUAAUCUUGUAAUGGACCAAUUACUAUCGGGGCAUUAUGCCAUUGAGCUCAAGCCCUGCUGUGCAUUGAGCUCCUUGUUCUAGAUCUUCCAGGAAGUAUUUUUUAUAAGGUCUCGUCGACAAAAGCAGCAUAGCCAUUUAAAACCAGUUCAGCAUACUAUUAGGCAACCAGCCUCGUCUACACACCGCAUCAAUAAUCCUGUGUUCGAUAGUGUAGGACAAUGUUGGUGUCACACUAAAUAUGGACCUUGACGUCACUAAACAAUUAAACCCUCCACCUGUAGAAUGGAAAUGGUUGAAGAGGGACUGCUAUGCAACUUACGUGAUAAGCAACGUUUUAUUUUACCUGGUUUACAGAAACACCAAGCAUGAAGAAAUACAUAUCAAUCAACAAAAGAAAUAACAAUAGAAAUGCAUUGUUCACAUUAACAAAUAAAUAUAAAAUAAUUGUAAAAAAAUUUAAAACAAUGAAAAGGAACAUUCAUUUGUUUUGUAUUAGUUCAUGUGUCCAGUUUCCGUUUUUUCAUGUAUUGCCCUUGUCUGUAUGGGCUGAACCCCUGGCCUGCCAAUGAGAAUACCAAAUUAGACACAUUAAUUACAUAAAACACACAAACAUACACAAAUACACAACCUGGCAUACCCUGGGGGUGAUUGGGAUGUCCGUUUCCAUACUGGGGGACGUCUUGCCCGGGGGCUUGGUGGCAGUAUGUCGGACCGCCCUGCGGGGGAUCUACAUCUCGGGGCCUUCCAGGACUUUUGGGUUCCCUCUGAGGGGUCAUACUGCGCGUCUGCAUCUGGUGGUUUCCGGGUGGGGUGGGCCUCAGGCCCCCCUCUGCGGAGCCGUUCAGCUCCUCGAUCCCCUCCAGGGUGAAGUUCCAGAGCUCUGGGUCAUCUGGUGACAAGGGAGAAUUACUCACUGGUGAUAUCUGGGUGCACAGUCUAGUAUCUUGAGCCCUCUGGUGGUGGCUACAAGGCUCUCUACAUGCUAAAUACUCAUCCCUGAUGCAGGUCCCUUUAUGAACCCUAGAGGUGCUAUGACCAAAUAUGGCUGCUUUUUCAAAAGGGCUUACAGGACCUGGAAAGUCGCCAAACUGAAAUCUCAGAAUUCUUAGGCAUCUCAGAAUUCCAAGGCAAUUUAUCCGUACAUGCAGA
Molecule: messenger RNA, 10542 nt
Organism: Gadus chalcogrammus (walleye pollock)
Lineage: Eukaryota; Metazoa; Chordata; Actinopteri; Gadiformes; Gadidae
Product: serine/threonine-protein kinase WNK1-like
Exons: 28
Coding region: 924-6806 (1960 amino acids)
Biological process (GO): negative regulation of sodium ion transport; protein phosphorylation; positive regulation of sodium ion transmembrane transporter activity
Cellular component (GO): cytoplasm; cytosol
Molecular function (GO): protein serine/threonine kinase activity; chloride channel inhibitor activity; potassium channel inhibitor activity
Source: RefSeq, a predicted model, not a curated record